This is a messenger RNA of Sphaerodactylus townsendi, 10292 nucleotides long. RefSeq names its product nuclear factor I B (gene NFIB). Gene Ontology annotation, biological process: regulation of transcription by RNA polymerase II. Gene Ontology annotation, molecular function: DNA-binding transcription factor activity, RNA polymerase II-specific; RNA polymerase II cis-regulatory region sequence-specific DNA binding. The record is from RefSeq and is a predicted model, not a curated record. Gene Ontology annotation, cellular component: nucleus. NCBI's taxonomy places the organism in Eukaryota, Metazoa, Chordata, Lepidosauria, Squamata, Sphaerodactylidae. The transcript is spliced from 13 exons. The coding region runs from base 682 to 2625 and encodes 647 amino acids.
AAAGGGGGUGGAGGGGAGGGAGUGGAGAGACGGAGAGAGGCGCGAGCUGCUGCUGCGAGAGGAGCCCGGCGAUUGCGCGCUGCUGCUGCUGCUGCUGCUGCGAAGUGUUUUGCAGCCUUGGGGGACGCGCGCGCACACGGGGCUCUUCCUUGCAAAGUUUCGCACGCCGGGAUUUUCCUGCUUCGCUCCGCUGCUGCAACCUUGAACUUUGGCAACGCGGUUGACAGUACCGUGGCGUAUCAUCCCGCUCGCGGCUUUCUCCAAAAGCACUUUGCAAAUCGAGGGGUGAAAAAAAAGAGGCAUCGCGAGGGAGAAAAAAAGUCCUGUUUUUCUUCUUCUUCUCCCCCUUAACUCCCUGCAUUCCAUUCAGCGCCCCCCCCCCCCUUCCCAAUCCACCAGCCAGCAACUGCAGCAACAGCGACGGAGCCGCCGAGAACAAGAGGGUUAAAAGUGUAGAUUGGAUUUCACCCCGGGAAAUCCAGCGCUUGGAGUGAACUUGAAUCUUUGCCUAUUUAAGGAGGACUGGGGGGUUUGCGGCGAAGUUGCGGCGGUCCGGAGCGGAGCUCGCUCCUGACUCACUUCAUCUUUUCACCGGCCUCCGACGACUGUAAGAUGAACAGAUGAAACCGCUGCCCUUUUGAUCCUUUUCUCUCCGCAGAAGUGCGUGUUCAGAGCGAAGUCAUGAUGUAUUCCCCCAUCUGUCUCACUCAGGAUGAAUUUCACCCAUUCAUUGAGGCUCUUCUUCCACACGUCCGUGCAAUUGCCUACACUUGGUUCAACCUUCAGGCUCGAAAACGCAAAUACUUUAAAAAACAUGAAAAGCGAAUGUCAAAGGAUGAGGAAAGAGCAGUCAAAGAUGAGCUACUUAGUGAAAAGCCUGAAAUUAAACAGAAGUGGGCAUCCAGGCUUCUCGCCAAGCUGCGCAAAGAUAUCCGCCAAGAGUAUCGGGAGGAUUUUGUGCUUACUGUUACUGGAAAGAAGCACCCAUGCUGUGUAUUGUCCAAUCCUGACCAGAAGGGUAAGAUUAGGAGGAUCGACUGCCUGCGACAGGCAGACAAAGUCUGGCGUCUGGAUCUAGUCAUGGUGAUCCUUUUCAAAGGUAUCCCCUUGGAAAGUACAGAUGGAGAACGGCUCAUGAAAUCCCCCCAUUGCACAAAUCCAGCACUUUGCGUCCAGCCCCACCACAUAACAGUAUCAGUCAAGGAGCUUGAUUUGUUUCUGGCAUACUAUGUGCAGGAUCAAGAUUCUGGACAAUCAGGAAGUCCAAGCCACAACGAUCCUGCCAAGAAUCCACCAGUGUAUCUUGAGGAUAGUUUUGUGAAAUCCGGAGUCUUCAAUGUGACAGAACUGGUGCGGGUGUCCAGAACACCCAUAACCCAGGGAGCUGGAGUGAACUUCCCAAUCGGAGAACUUCCAAGCCAACCAUAUUACCAUGAUAUGAACUCGAGUGUAAACCUACAGAGAUCACUGUCCUCUCCACCAACCAGUAAGAGACCCAAAACUAUAUCCAUAGAUGAAAAUAUGGAACCAAGCCCAACAGGGGACUUUUAUCCUUCCCCAAAUUCACCAGCUGCUGGAAGUAGGACAUGGCAUGAAAGAGAUCAAGUUCCCUCAUCGUAUUCAUUUUCCUAUGAUUCUCCUGCAUUCGUCACCAACCAGCAGUUAGAACCACCGUUUAUCAUUAAAACUGAAUCACUUGGAUCCCCUUCGCCUGUUCUUCCUCUACCACCUGCUCCACCUUGUGAUGAGGAACAAAUGUCUUCUGGAUUUCCCUCAUCUGGACCUUUACCAUCUUUUGCUAUCUCCCCAACAUCUGGACUUGCUUUUCCUGGAAUUCCUUUAAUUACAGAUAUGUCUUCUCCUACUAUGAAGAAGCCUGAAAAGCCUUUGUUUAGCACUACAUCUCCUCAGGAUUCUUCACCAAGAUUGACCACUUUCCCGCAUCAUCAUCCAGGAAUUCCAGGAGUUGCACACAGUGUCAUCUCAACUAGACCUCCACCUUCACCUUCACCAUUGCCAUUUCCACCACAAGCUAUUCUCCCUCCUGCCCCAUCUAGCUACUUCUCUCAUCCAACAAUCAGAUAUCCUCCUCACCUGAAUCCUCAGGAUACUCUGAAGAAUUAUUCUUACGACCCGUCCAGUCCACAAACCAGCCAGCCUAACAGCAGUGGUCAAGUAGUAGGGAAAAUGCCUGGCCAUUUUACUCCAGUUUUGGCACCCUCUCCCCAUCACAGUACGGUGCGGCCCGUGACCCUGACCAUGACAGACAUUAAACCCAUCACUACUUCCACUGAAGGUGAGGCAUCUUCACCUACACCAAGCACCUACACAGCCUCAGGCACAUCACAAGCCAAUCGAUAUGUGGGACUAAGUCCAAGAGACUCUUCCUUCCUACACCAGCAACAGCUGAGGAUUUGUGACUGGACCAUGAAUCAAAACGGCAGGCAUUUAUACCCCAGUGCCAGUGAGGAUACAUUGGGAAUUACUUGGCAAAGUCCUGGUACCUGGGCUAGCUUGGUCCCCUUUCAAGUAUCAAACAGGACACCAAUCCUGUCCACAAAUGUCCAAAAUUAUGGUUUGAACCUAAUUGGAGAGCCUUUCCUUCAAGCAGAAACAAGCAACUGAGGGAGAAUGAAACUGAACAAAAUACUAUAAAAGAAAGAAGACGGGACAAAACAAUAUAUGGACCUGAAGAAAGAAGAAACAUAGACCAGCAAUUGCAGCACUUACAAUCACUAAUUCCCUUAAGAUUGAAACUGUAAUGGCAUAAAAAAGGGUCGACGAUAUUUCACUGAUGAAUAGAAAGAUGCUCCUCCUACGUAGCCUUUGUUCUAUGAAGUCCACUGGGAAAUAGAUGUUCUGUCUCUGACAAUAUAUUUUAACUGACUUUCUAGAUGCCUUAAUAAUUGCAUGAUAAGCUAGUUUAUUGGUUUAGUAUUCUUGUUGUUUACGCAUGGGAUCACUAUUCCUAGUUAGCUUUCAAAACAAAGGCUAGGAGGCAGCAGCAGAGCUGCAGGAGAAUAAGGGCUGUGAGCCAACUUUUCUCAGCAGUCUGAUUUCUGUUUUGUUUUUUUUUUCAAGGAAAAAAGUAGCCUUUAAUUAUCAAUCAAAAUUUAUUUAACUUUGGCCCUUAACCCAGCCUUUUCCUAGUGUGCUAUCCAGUUUGAAUUUUUCAGGACAUCAUUUAAAUAAACAGGCAUUUUAUAGAAUCAAUACCUCCCUUGAGGUUUUUUUAAAAAGUGUUAUCUUCUCAUAUGACAGUAAAAACAAAACGAGAAAUACACUAAAAAAAUUCCCCACUAAGGAAAACACUUAGAGGCAAGUGCAAUUUAAAAAUUAUAUCUAAGGGGAUCAUCGUUAUAAGUCCUUCAGCCCUUGGACUCUAAAUUGAGGGGAUUAAAAAAAAACAAGAAAAAUUUCAAAAAUAUUUGGAGCAAAUUUAUUUCCCUCUCAGUUUUGAAGGGAAGCCAUUAAAAGGCAUUAAUUAAAUCAAGACAAAUCAUGUACUUGAGAAGAAGAAAUGAAUUGAAACAGAGCACUUAUGUUGAUUUAGCUUCUGACUCCUUUGAGGUAUUUUAUUUAUUGAAAGUUACUGGUUGGAUCAAGAACCCACAGAGGAUAUGAAAGGUUCUAUAAAACCUACAUCACAGAGACAGAGAGGUAAAUCCAUGUCACAAUGGCAAAGCUUAUGGCUUUUGGGGGGAGGGGUAAAAUAUAUUUUUAAAAAAUGCACUCUUUCAAUAAAGCCUAAUGACAGGGUGCUGAAAACUUGCAUGGUGCUCUCAGAAAUUAGCCUUGUUUGACAGAUUUCUCGUAUUGACAGUAAUGUGCAUGGGCGGAUACAUUUUGCCUCUACGUCUCUAUAAAAAAUUUAAUUAAAACUACUCUAUCCAGUAAUCCUAAUUUGCACGAAGUUAUAAUGUCCACAUAACGUGCCUUGCCUUGGAAUCUAAAAAGUGACAUCACUACAGUUGUUUUGCUGCAUUUAUUAUCAUUUUAAAUCUUUACCAUUUUUAUGACAAAAUAUUUUGUACUCCAGAUGGGAAAAUGAAAAAAAUAUGUGACAUCAUGGAUUUUUUAAGCAGUUAUAACUUUAUCUCACAUUUAUAAAGCAUAUCAUGGCUGUGUAUAGUUGCCGCUUAAAAAUUGUAAUCGACCAGCAAUAUUUUCAGUAUUUUGGUGUUUUUUCUAUUAAUCUUUCAUGUUUUUCAUCUUCCAAUUAAUAUUGGGGGGAGGGGGUUCAAAUUUAUACAAAUUAUGCAAUACCAAGUUUUGCCUAUGUAGGUAGUGCUUUUAGCUGCAUUGGUUAUUAUAGGUAAGUACACAGAUUUAAAAAGACAAAAGAUUAAUGUAUGCUUUUUGUUUGUUUGUUUUAAUUGACCAAAGUGGGUACUGCUAUUUUUGCAGUGUGAUGAGGUCCUUUUGUGUACUGAGAGAUGGACAGGGGAUUUUUUUUUAUACAUGCAUAUAUCUAUAUAUUCUGGGGUGGGUGGGGAGGAUUUUUAACACUUGACAGUGUAGCUGUGAAGCAGUGCCCCCUAAGCUGGGUGAGGGCUGCAAAGCGACUCUUUGGCCUACUGUGAUAAAAAUCUCAAAAAGGUGUCUUUUUAACUUUCCACCUGGGGUGCAAGCUGAACUCAUUUCUGGUUUAUCAAAAAAAAUGAUGAUGAUAAUAAUAAUAAUAAAUACUAAUACUAUUAAUAAUAAUGAAUUCUGUUGGAGGCAGACUUGACUUGAUGAAAUGUGUGCCCUCUUUUUCAAUUUUGUGAUGUCAAGGCCCACAGAGAGCAGCAGCCUUUGAAAAAUUGGCAAAGGUAUCAUUUUAACACAUAGGUAUGAAAGCAUAUCUUGAGGUGAGAAUCACAUCCAUACACAUACCGUUAAAACUUUUGUCCUCUGAAGGUACAGUUUUUCAUGCUCUGUUUUGUGUUGAAGUACAAAUACCCAAGUACAAAAGGCAUAUGAACGGAAUCACUUCUGAAAGGCUUGAGAAUGUGUAAAUUACCACAUAUCAGUUGCAUGUGGAAGCCAUUCACUUGGAAAACAGCUGACUAUGCUUAUUUAGAGCCCCAAAGGUCUACCUACCACAGCUGGCCUUAUAGACAGGCAUGUCAAUAAAAGUCUCAAGUCCUGGUUCAAAUUUGUCUUUCCCUGUUGUUUCCCAAAGGAGAGUGAACCUGUUGGUCAAACUCAGAGCAGUAUCUUCUUGCCAAAGCAAGAACCUUGUUAUUAAUGAUGGGCAUUGUUAACUGCCCACUUUCCCUGCUCUUCUAGGUAUAUGAGAAGAUACUCAGCUCCUACAACAGCAGAGGGGGCAUACUUGCUGACAGCCCCACCACCCAAAAAGCCAAAAAUUCUGGCCACAGCAGGGCUUUUCUGGCACCUUACUUGGACACCAGCGUGGGGGGAGGGGGACAGGCCAGGCCUUUCCCGGGGGGACAGCUGGCAGUCAGCUCCCUCCGGGGGUUUAGGGCCAGUUGCAUGGCACCCCUCAGACAUAUGCCACCUUUUUGGCAGAGUUUGUCCUUUAAACCCUAUGGGGCUUUCCAACAGCGGGGAAUUUCAGGGCUUUUCCAAAUUCUCUGCACCGUCGCCUCCAGGUUUGAAUGGGGCUGCCCAUCUGUAAGGUGCAACUGGAUUUUGGUUUUAUCUUUCUCGUGUGAGCAAUCUCAACAUGCAGCCUUAGCAGCAAGUUCUGUGAAGUGAUAAUGGAGAAAAAACUAGGCCUCUGGUCUCUGUUAAAGGGCAAGGCACAGAAUACUAAUGUCUGUGUGAGCCAGUUGUUUAUACAUAGUUUUCCUCCUCACAGUUGACAUAGUGUGCAUGCACUUUGUGCUUGGGUAUUGGUGCCUGAACACCAUGUAGUGAGAGAAACUGCUUCAGCAGAAUUUAAGCCACUCUGAUCAAAUAAUAUUCUUCUUUGCAAGGAAACCAAAACCCUAAUCGGCAUUUCCUUUUAGUUCAUGACUUUGCUUGCAUCAACCUGAGCUGGUGCAAGCCAGAUAAAUAACUUCCUCCCUACAUAUAAAAAUAUUGAAUGCAAAACUGAACUUCAUUGCGGUAGAAUUAGGAAGUAGAAUGCAAAUGUUGGCACUAACUUCAUAUUAACUGCUAUUUGGAUAAUAGAUGUUGCACAGCAAUGUGCAUGAAGGUUCCAGACUAUGGGUCAAAUUCACCUUCAGAUACCAACUUGAGAUAAUGAUUUAGGAAAGCAACCUCUUAGAAAUUAGGAAAACUUAGCCUACGGCUCUGACUUUUGGAGCCCCUUGAGUAACGCACAAGAGGCAGUUGCACAUGAAUCACAUAUUCUCAAUAUUUUCUAACAGCAGCUGCCUUUGCUGUGCAAGAAACUGCUUUUGAGAGUAGCAAGAUUUCAAAAGGAAUUCAUUUGUCUAUGCACAUGGAUGUUAUUAAAAAAUAAAGGUGGCUCAGAAGUCCCAUUUCACAUGUAGAGCUCGCCAUGUAGCUGUAUCUUCUAACAAUUUGCUCAGAAAGCCCUGCUAAUAGUGAAUCUUUACUAAUCUUGUUAUCUGCUUUUUGAAUUUUCUAAAGUGGCAGUAGGCACCACAGCAGCUACUAUAAGCUUGUCAUUCUCUUGCUCUCCCAGUUGCUUGACUCCUGUUUAGGAGCUUUUGAUUUUGAGUCUACCAGUUUUCAAAAAGAGUCAUAUCAUCAAAUGCUACUGGCAGUAGAAAAAGUUGUAGGAAGAAUUAAUUAUUAUUAUUAUUGUAAAGUUUGUCUUUAGCUACACCAAGACUAAAACCAACUUUACGUUGGCUCUUUUUUUCUGAGCCCUGUUGUAAGUGAAUUAAUUCACUAAAUAUACAGCUGUUGGGAAUAACUGAAAUGUACAAGCAGGUCUCACUGAAUAUCUCUUCAUCUGCAGGCUAGUGAAAUAAUCAUGCAUUGUUCUCAUGGCUCAUUGCUUAUCAAUGAGCAGAUAUGGACCGUAUGGUUAAAGUCUGCUGGAAAACUUUAACUAUUAUAUAGGUUGCUUCUUAAACUUGGAGUAGCACAGCAGGAUGAACCAAGAUAUGUUCAGGCUUUGGAGUGCAAUUGUUUAAAGGAAACAAUCCCCUAUUAAAUGGAUAGUUGAAGUUGAACUUAAUAUAAUAUCGAUUAUAUGAAUGAAUUGGGCUUUUGAGAAAAAAGGGUACAUGUUCUUAUUUACAAAAGGCUAACUUGCUCUGUGAAAACUGCUUCAUUUCACUGAAUUGUGCAGUGAUCCAGGCCAUUAUCCUGACAACACUUACACAACAGUAAUUCCUUCUAGGAGGGCUAUGGACAAGGGAAGUGAUUCAGGACAAUGACCUCUGUGGGUUUUUUCUGCCUUCCUCUUUUAAUAUAAUGCCCAUCGGUAUCACACUUUCUAUUCUUAACAUUUUCUUAAAGCUGAGAAUUCAAUCCUUUAACAAAAUGUUGUAAAUUCAAAUCUAGUCUGAGCCUCCUCUAUCAGGAAGUGUAUUCUGACUAAAUCAAGCCACCCCGUUCUAUGUGCACUGUUCUGCCUUUAUUCAGUUGCUUUGCAGCCCUGGUCCUCUUGGCAGUGCCACUGAAGUGUGUUUUCCCCUAAAAUGAUAUGGACGUUUGAGGCUUGACUAAGGAAAAAAAGGCAGUGAAGGAGACUGUACAUAAAGACAUGGCAAGAUAUUAAAUAUAGCAAUAUAGUUGUGCGUUCAGGUGGGCAGCUCAAUUUAAAAUAUGUGAAUGAACCUGUGAAGCUGCAACUAGAGAAGAAGGGAAGAUCUUCUUAAUGAACCUGCCUACCUUGUAGACAGUAAUUUGUACACUGUAUAGUUUUGUUAAGAUUUUUUUUAAAGCACCCUUGUUUGUAAAGCUAAUUUUUAGCAAUUAUAAUGGAAAUGUAUGUCAUUUCCACUUUUAAAGUAAACAAGAAUAUUCCUUGUUUGGGAACUGGACUUGGGUUAAAACUCUCCAGUUUCUUAAUUUAUGUAUUAAAACAAAACAAAAAAAUCUGUCCAUGUUAGGAGAUAUUUCACUAUGCUUGAAAAGCAUAGGUUACUAAUCCUUUUAAAAGAAAUUGUAAAUGGAGAAAAGUUAUAUUUUAUGAAGGUUAUUUUGUUGUAUUUAGUAUUGGAAAAGUUGGGUUUUGGAGCAUUUCAGAAUGUUGGAAGCACCACUGUCUUUUUUUAUUAGUAUAUAUGGCCUUUAGCAAAAGUUUUGUGAUUGUUACAUGAUGGUAUUUAAGAGUAGGUUCACAGAGCAUUCAGGACAGACAGAAGAUGAAAGCAGCAUUUAACAUCUCACAUAGCCAUGUCCUCAGGGAGCAGAAGUUUGGAUUUGCAACUGGGAGCUUCGUAAGGACUUUUAUCGAAUGGCAUUGCACAAGGACAUGCCAUGCUUUGUCAGCAGGGCAUGUCCUGUAUCUGAAAACUCUAAAUUCUGUGUGCUAUGUGAGACUGUGAAAGCUGCAGAGAGUUAUCACAUAUUCAGUGUACAGUGUUCACUUUUUAAAAAUGGCUACAACAUUGCUGGCAGUAAUGCAUUAAGCAUGACAUUGAAUAUAGUUUACAUGUUCCUGUCGAGGUCUUUUGUUAUAACAUUUACCAGCUGCAUGUUUCCUAGGCUCUUAUUUUUAUUGGGUUUCGAUAGAAAACGCUAAAAAUAAAGAAAAUGCAGGCUAAUCACAUUGAACAGUAAAAGCUCAAAAUUGAAUGUCCUACUCCAUGCCGAAGGAGCUGAAAUCUGCCUCCUUCUUAUUUGCACUUUCUGAUAGUUCCCCUGUUUUUUUGGUUUCCUCAAAAUUGUGUAGGUGUGUUGGAGCACCACAGUUGGAGGAUAACAUGGACCACUGGGUUUGCCCUUUGACCCUGCACAAUGACCUUUGCAUCAGCCAAACUUAUUGCCAUGACAACUCUUUGUACUGUUUCCAUGCCACAGCAUUAUUGGUCACAUUUGUUAAUAGUAAAGGGGACAAAGUAAGGAGACGGUCAAUUUAUACAUUUUUUGUUGCAAUUUUUUUCUUCAAUGGUUGUAAGUAGUUUUUUAUAUAUAUAAUAAAAGGGUUCACUAGUUAUUACUCUUUAGGAAUAUCUGUGUGUUGCAAUUCAAAUGUAUGUUGAAUUUGUGAAAGAGGCUUCAGUGCCACUAGCAAACCCCAUAAUCUAGUCCAUGCCUUUGAGGGGUCUGUUGCCUGAUAACAGUUCCAGGAAAAAACAAAACAAAAUGGUGGCCUACAUAAACAGAAAGCAGCAUGAGCUAGUGACACUAAAGCCAGUCUUUGUAUUACUGUAUUUUUGACAGAAUGGUUUUGAAAACUGCUACAGGGACUGAUGUGGCAAAUGUGUAUCUAUAUGCAGAAGGACUUUUUUAAAAAAAGAAGAAGUAUGGCUUAUUAUGCAUUCUUUAUAGAGGGCAUUGAAGUUGCAUGGACUAAUAAAAGUUGAUGCAAACUUAGAGCGAACGAGAGAGAGAGAGAGAGAGACAAAAAACCAGCAAAAAUGUUUACCAAAAAAAGAGAGAGAGAAAUAAUAAAAAAUGACCAGUGCCUGUUCAGUUUCACAGUCUCUGUUGAGUUCAGUUGUAAAUAUGUUUCAGAUAACAUUUACUUCGAAAAUUAAAAAAAAAAACUACAACAUUGUAGAAUGUGAGGGGUAACUCCAUCCCAGGCCUAGGCUUCUCAAAAGCUGCAUUAGAUUAUGUCUUCAUCAAGCUGUUAAUUUGUGCUUAUAUCAUAUAGGACUUUAGUGAACUGGGAAGAAGCACCCCAAUCUUUUCUCUGAGAACAACUUUUGUAGGGCUGUGUGUUUCUUUAGAUACAUUUAGUACAACUGUAGGUGACGAGUAGUCAGUUAUUGCUUGCUAGCUACACACCAGGGUUGAUCCAUUUUAAAACUUUUGGCAUUUUUGCUUCCCUCCCCUCCCCUCCAUCCCUCCUCCACCUGCCCGAGGCCCCAAAUAUUGAUAGUUGUACUUGUUUUGUUUUUUAAAGCAUGCACAAUCUUAGUGUAAUGACACUUUACCAAUAGGAUGCAUUUACACUCUAUGGAUUUAACUUUUAGAACUGGGGCCUCAGGCAAUUAUUACCCUCUUCUGGGAGGAGAGUUGUGCCUGUCUGGAGGACAUUCAUUUUCUUUGGGGUACUUUUCUGUAGGUUACAAAAACUCAGCUGCCACAAGUUUUAAACUGGUGUAAAUCAAGCUUGAGUUAAUGUGAUUUACUGUUAUAUCCAGCCUAUACUGCUAGCAGCUGCUCAUACUGCAGUCAAUUACUGGAAGCGGAUAUAUUUCCUAUGCAAAAACUGUUUAAACAAUAAAAUGAGCUAUGCUACA